GGGCCGGGCCGGGAGCAGCUACACAGCGGAGCCGCGCGCCGAGCAGCCCCGAGACCGCCGCCGCCAUGUCCCGCCAGGCGCCCCGGGGCCCGGCCGUCCGUGGCCUGCCCGCCUGACCCCCCGCCCCGAGCAGACGCUUUUUCCCCCCGGGGCCCUCGCCCAGCGCCUGCCUCUGCGGGCCCCGUGGGCCCGGGGACUAGGGGCUCGGCGGCAUGGAGAAGUACGACGACCUGGGCCUGGAGGCCAGCAAAUUCAUUGAAGACCUCAACAUGUACGAGGCCUCCAAGGACGGGCUGUUUCGGGUGGACAAGGGCCUGGGCAACAACCCUGAGUUCGAGGAGACCCGCCGGGUGUUCGCCACCAAAAUGGCCAAAAUCCACCUACAGCGACAGCAGCAAGAGGAGCUCCUCGCCGCUGCCUCCGGCUCGCUCAACGGUGGCAUCGGGUUUGGCGCCCAGCACCAGCCUCCCGGCAUCCCUGUCCACCGGGUCGCUCCUGGCAAAUCGCACGGGGGAGACCAUAUGGCCAAGCCGCCCCUGGCCGCUUCACCGGCCGCAUCCAUGUGUGCGGCCCAUCAGCUGGCUUUUCCCAGUCAGCCACAGAUGUUUCCCGAGGGACAGCGUACCAGGUUAGGCCACGACGGCAAAAGAGCCAGUGGUGAAUAUGGCUGUAGCGAGGGGCUGGGCAAUUCUGAGCUCUCUGGAGGAUACGGGUUUCACCGAGCGACGAAUCUUGGUGCUGCCAGACCGUCUUUCCCUUCUCUUUCUCAUGGAGAGUAUUGCAACGACGAGGGCCAAACAGGUCUGCGGGGUUGGGGAGGAGACCCUGACAAGCUGUCCAUGCCGAGGUCUGGUAUGGGGAAUGUGUGGUCAAAUGUUAAUCGCAGCGAUCAGUUACCCAGGAGCCCCACAAAGCCCCAAGCUGAUCCUCACCUUUACCAGCAUCAGCAGUCCCUAGGCUCCUGCCGGUCUUCUGAGAGCGGGUACGGGAGCCCAGAAAAUGGGAGUGAAGGCAACAGACUCAGUCAAGGCUAUGAUCAAAAGCCAGCUAGUCAGAGGUCUUCCUCUUUCUCUCACGCUCCAACAGCCUUGUCCUCCUCCACAGGGUUUGAGGACCAGGUCAGAGCAGGACUGCCACAGCAGAGAUCUUCCUCUUUUUCAGUCCCAUCAAGAUUGCCUGCUCAGGGUUUUUCAGCUCAUUCUGAUCCGUACAACACAAAUGCCAGAGCGGAGAUGCCAGCCUUGGGCAUCUCAGACAAAACGAGUGAUAACCAGUUAUGGUACCACAACCAUCCUAGAUCCUUCUCUUCCAGUUCAGCUUCUGCUCCGUUGCCUCCAAGUGUGGACUAUCAGCAAGCCAGUGCUUGUCCCAGCUCCACUGGCCAUUUCAUAGUUCAUGGUCAAAAUCACAGGCUUACUUCCACUGGCUGUGGCAUAAGCCCUGAGCACACUUCCACUGACAUAGCUUCACAUGGGCCAAUGAUUUCUGAUGCUCCAAAAUCUCCAUUUAGAGAGGGCAUAAACAGUCUGCCAUCUGACUCCGGGCAUCAGGAAAACUCCAGUUCUACAAAAGUAAAAUUACCGUGCCAAACCCUCCUUCCACAGCAGGAGCAAGGGCCAUCUGCAGCUGAAUUAAAAGUAGAAGCACUUACCCAGCGUCUGGAGCAGGAGAUGGAUGCUCGUCCCAAGGCUGAUUACUUUGGAACCUGUGUAAAAUGCAACAAAGGCGUGUAUGGAGCCAACCAAGCCUGCCAAGCCAUGGGGAAUCUCUACCAUGAUGGUUGCUUCACUUGUGGAGCGUGCAGUCGAAAACUGAGAGGAAAAGCCUUUUAUUUUGUCAAUGGAAAGGUGUUCUGCGAAGAAGACUUCUUGUAUUCUGGUUUCCAGCAGUCAGCUGACAGGUGUUUCAUUUGUGGCCAUUUAAUAAUGGACAUGAUCCUGCAGGCUUUAGGGAAAUCAUACCAUCCAGGCUGCUUCCGUUGUGUGAUCUGUAAUGAGUGUCUGGAUGGAGUGCCCUUCACUGUAGACACAGAAAACAAAAUCUACUGUGUCAGAGACUACCACAAAGUUUUGGCUCCCAAGUGUGCAGCAUGUGGACAUCCCAUUUUGCCAUCUGAGGGGUCUGAUGAGACCAUUCGAGUUGUGUCUAUGGACAAGGAUUACCACGUGGAGUGUUAUCACUGUGAGGAUUGUGGGAUGGAACUAAACGACGAGGAUGGGCAUCGCUGUUACCCACUAGAGGAUCAUUUGCUUUGUCACUCCUGUCACCUGAAGCACAUAGAGAAGGGCACGACUCCCUCCCCUGUGUACCCGCAUCACUACUAGUUGGCACUGCACAUUUGUUGGAAGCCUGUCCGACAGUGCAUGUUUAUCCCUAGUUGAUUUCCAGCCCACAUUUUCCCCAAUCAGCAGUUUUUGCAGUUGGAAGAUAAAGAGGCUUUUAGUUACAUUUGCAAGGACUGUGUGCAUGUGAACUCUUCCCUGUGUCACAUGAUGUCCAUCCGAAACAAGAACAUGGAACAUUAUCCAGCUGGUCAUCUUUUUUUUCCCCCAAGAGGCAUUUUAUUCACUUGGGAAGAUUUUUCAGUAAAAGCACAACUCUCCAUCAACAUCAGUGAGCUUGUAACAUGCCAUGCACAAUUAAUGAGCCACAGACCUGCUGGGAACAUUUCUUCAGGCUUCUAAGUGGUUUCUGACAAGCACAUUUCAUUGAAUCCCUUGAGGAUAUCAACUUAUUAAUACUGACUCUUUGACUUCCCUUUAUAAGUUUUCAAAAAAAGUUUAAUGCACAAAAGCACAUCCAGACCUUUCAUUUGCUACCCAGAGCUCUGGUAUCAGCUAGGUUGUGAAAUAAUUGUGACAUAGGAAGGUGAUUUGCCACUUGGCUACUGAAUUUCCACGUCCCAAAGAUUAUUAAAAACAAGCCCCACACACAAAACAGCAAACCGGAGCAAACUCUAUUCAGGCAUCUUGGCACGUGUCCCUGUAUUACUGCUUGCUUAUUAGCAGGAUACAUAUGGAUCAGCUUCUAUAAAGUCUGACUAGUGGAUUACACUUGGAAAGGUCUAGAUGCCAAAAGUAUCUGAGAGGGAAAUCCACCUGCCUUUCUGUCUUGCAGAGGUCACUUUAAAAAAGAGCUUGGUGCCUCCAGCAGCCUGCGUAAGCCUUUCAUUUUGUUCCUGGAGCUCAGAUAUCAGCAUUGCUGUGAAAUAGGUAUGAGUCAGAAAGGCCUGGUAUUUAGUUCUAAGAGUGGUUAUGCAGCUUGUAGUGACUUCUCUGUGGUACUGAUUUUAGAGAUCUGGGAACAUUUUGCAGGUUUUAUGUAUAAACAGAUUUAGGGCCAAGCUUUGCAACUAUUACUCAUAUGGGUAACCUUAUUGGCAUAAACAGGGUUGAUCAAAUGAUUAACAGUUGCUUACAUGAGCCUUGGAUUUUUGCAGGAUUAGACUUUCACUUUCUACCCUGCACAAAGAAAAAAGCCAGAUACUUUACCUCUUUUUAAACACAUCUGCCUUUUUAAUUAAAGAACAUUUCUCCCACUAGUGCACAGCUGUGAGUUGCACAUGCAUUAGGUUUCUCUACAGUGUAUGUACUCUAUAAAUACUUUACAGAAACUGAUGUAUAGGUACAGUUGUUUAAUUAAAAAAUCCCCAGCUGUUUUAGCUGCCAUUUAGUAUUGUAACUGCCCUCUCCCACAUACCCUAAAUAUAUGAAAACUAACUAAAACUGAAUGCUAAGCUUGGUUGAUAGUAGAAUAUUCACUAAUUUCUAGGAUCUAGCAUAAAUAUAAAUUAGUUGACAAGGGUAACUAAAUUUCAAGUAUGAGCCUCACCAGAGUAGCAAUAUGGUCCAACCAAAUGCCUCUCCCAAACAUGGCUUCUUGCUGUGAUUUGGAAAUACAUUGUUAUAUUCUGCUGCCCUUACUCCCAUUGAAUAGCACCUUACUCUGGCACGUGGCAGACCUACUGCUGUGCAUAGUGGAAUAAGCUGGGGGGGGGGGGGGAGCAGGGAAGAAUGCAGUCUAUGAUGACUGACUGAUGUAUGUUUAUUUCCCUCUCCUUCCCACUUUUUCACCCAGCAUCACUAGCUUAGAGCAGAGAGAAGCUUCCCAGCAAAGCACUUCCUACAAAUAGUUAAGUCCACUCUAACUUUGGUUUGCAGAAUUAAACCCCAGUUGAUUUUUUUUUUUUUUCACCAGAUGUCACAAGACAUUUUUGUCCCGCAAAUCUGUAGUUCACAGCAUCCUAAUCAAAGUCCUCAUUCAUUCCUGUUUUCAGUCACCCCAGUAAAAGUAUUCCUCUGUGCAGGGGAAUUCCAGAUGUACCAGUCACCCUAUUAAAAGGACAAAUGUUCAUGGCUUUGUCAAAACUCUUGAUAAUGCUAUUCUUUGUUUCCUGUGGUGGAAGGUGCAAAGGAACUGAUUUCCCCCCAUCUUCGCACAUGGCCUAGUCACAGCAAGACAAGCUGCUUUCCCUUUUUCCCUACUCCUUUCAGCCACCUUUCAUUGGGGCUCUCAUGCACACAGUAUUUCUUACAUCAUCUUAGGAACCUUUUCCCUUGUGUCUUUCAUCUUACUGUCUAGUAACAAAGACUUUAUUACAUAUCACCAUUUACUGUAAGGCAAGUAGAAAUAAAUGCAGCUCAGCAAUCUGGAGUUUUGGGUCAAGAUUGCUUGGUCAGCCAGAUCUUUAAUCAGUAGCACAAGUAAAUAGAUUGUAUGGGUUGAUUCAUAAUGGGGGACAGUUAGUGAAAGAUGCCCUUCUGGUUAUGUUUGUUUGGUUGCCUCGGAUGAAACUUGGAUGCUCUGCACUGGUCUAAAUUGCUCUGGGCUUUGAUUUUUUGCACUGGAGAGCAAACCACUUGCUGACCUACUUCUAACCCAUCUAUCAGUGUUUCAGUUUGACUGCUUCCUUUUGGGAUGGUGGCACUGCGAUAGGAUUGUUCAUAUCACAGAAACUAAGAGGUUAUUAACUAGGGCUAGUACUUACCUCAUUUACUGGGGUGGCUUAGUUCAGGAACCCUUUUAUUUCCAAAGACUCCCAGGGAAGGCUAGAGAAAUAUCAUUAAAGGUUUGGUAGUUACUGCAAUAAUAUAGAAAGACAUACUCACACUAUAGUACGUGCAACUCUUAGGCUUGUAUACAUAUGGGAGUUUUGGCCCUGACCUCAGCAGGAGCAAAAUCAGCCACAAAAUGUGUAAGGGCUCUGAGUCUCAGUGUGUAGUUACUGGAUGGCAGAGAGGUGAUAAGAAAAUGGAGCAGAGUUGCUAUACAAAAGUAGCGUGAUAUACAAAAGUAGUAACAUAAAGGCCAGAUCCUACCAGGUGCUGAUCGCCCUCCACUCCCUUUGGCUCUACUGGGAAUUGAGGGUGCCCAGAACUGCACAGGAUUAAGACUUUGUUUGCCUCCUACACUUCCAGUAACAGCGUCGUUCAGAAAAGAGACUGAAAUCCAAGAUCGCUUCAGGGUACAUGAAUAGCAAAUGAUGCCAGUUGGCAGCUAAGAGCAUUGCUGAAUAUUCCUGUUGGCUAAGAUGUUCUGCAAGCGACUAUAUAAAUGAUUCUUGGAGGAGAUGAGAUAUCAAAGUCAGGCAUUGCAGUACUACUCCACCCUCAAGAGACCCGUGUCCUGUGACUAGCAGUUUUGUUCACUAUAGAAUUACAGAGAGCACUUGCUUUCUGCCCAUAGUUUUGAGGAGAUCUGAAACUCUGAGAAUGACACUCAAGAAGACAGUCUCUUCUUAGCACCUGAUGAAAUAAGCUGCUGCUUAUUAAAGUUUGUGCCUUUAUGAUUUAGUCAGUCUACAAGGUGGAAAUCUACCUUGCCUUCUACUCUGUUAAAAAAGAAAACAGGCUCAGUCACCAUGCAGGGUUGCUCUGGAGAAAUGCAGCUUGGGGGUAGUGGGUCUAUUUGGAGCAGCAGAACUAAAGCAGAAAAAAAGCACUCUUGCAAGAAGUCUGGCCAUUACUAAUUUAAAAAUAGACCCAUGGAAAACAAUUCAAUGACAUUCAAGCACAGGACAUGUCACUGAUCAACAGAUAAUGGCUUUGAGCUUCUUGUUUUAAACUCAUUCUGUUCAGCCCUCCCUGCCCCCAACCUUUUUGUUUCAUUUUUUAAAGAAUGGAAAACAAAACAAAGUUCUCCUGUGGAUGGCUUGUCUGGUUCUGCCAGCCUGCUGUGAAUUGGACUGGGAAAGAUUUCUCCGAAUUGAUGGAAAAUUUGGCUUCUAGUUCCACCACAUGUCUAAUUUCUCCUAUGUGCAAUCCCAGAACCGUUACCAUUGGGGAAAUGGAAGCCUGGCCUACUUUCAUUUUUAAGGUUCUGUAAAUGAUUAAAGCUGUGUGAACUUUCUUUUUUCCUGCUGGUGUGUUUGCAGAGAGGUCAGCAGUCCAGGGAAGCAACUGGGAAUGUUUACAUGCUGAUGUUGCAAAGCCUGUUGAAUUGCAUUGCUUGCCUACAGGUUUGAACUUGUGAUGUUUUUUAUCUCUUGGUUUAAGCUCCUUUUUUUCUCCCCUUGGCUUUUGGAGGCAAAUGCCUCCUGGUUAGUUUUAAUUUAAAAAAUCCAGUGUCUAUUUUUGUUACUAAAUUACUUACUUUCCAUGGCCCAGACUGUUCCCUGAGCUCCAGUGAAUGGCAAGAACACUGAGCACAAGGUGGUGUGGGGUGUGUAGGAAUGCUGCCUCUGUUUUGUAAUCUUCCCUUACCCCUCAGGCCCCUCGAAACUCACUCCACAGAGACGCUGCAGGAUUUUGAGGCACGGUGGUAGCAAGAGCUCAUCCUUGCAAAGUUCUCCUCUUCCCCAGCUGUGGAAAUCUCCAGUCAGGCCAUUGCUCUAUAGGAAGAGAGAGAGCAGGCCCUCUGUAGAAUGAGGGAUUUCCUUCCUAGUGAUGGUUCUGCCUGUCUGUCCUCCAGCACCUCUCCUCCAAAGUGAAAAAUAUCCAAAUAAUUGAACUUGAGCCUGCAAGGUGGCAAGGGACCUAACUUCUGCUGAUUUUCACGGGGAAGUGAUCGUUUUGGUACUUACAUUAAGAUUAGGCCUUAAUUUAUGCAAUGGAAUGCUGCUUUAAGGAUGAGGAAGGGUUAGAUGAAGAAAAUCAGCCUUACAAAACAUGGCAGAUCCUUGCCUGGCUUCUAAGUGUUGGUCUUUACUAUCAACAUUUCACGUUCUGUGAUUAAAUAAGUUCUUGAAAAUAGACCCAGCUGCUCUGAAAGUUAGUCUAGUCCUUACCAGUGAAAACAGCUUUGCCCCUUUAUUUUUAGGAUAGGGGUUAUUUUGAAGUCCCCGUUUUGCAUGCCUUUAUUCCCUGCAGCCAAACUAUUAAGAAAAUACUUUCUACUGCUUCAUUUAAUAGAUGUUAACCCAGUGAUUUAUUAGAUUUUUUUUUUUUACCCCACUUCAUUCUUGUAAAUAGCAUGGAUUCAUAAGUAUUUAGAAGACUGAUGUUGGUUUAAAUAGAGGGUUUUACAUAAAAUGUGGGGGCAAGCUACAGUUAUGAAAAACAAAUAUUUUUAUGUUUGGCUUGAAAUUACUCAAAGCUGAUGAGUUUAAAAGAAUCACAAGAAUUAAUUUGCUAUUCAAACAAACACAGAGAGUACAUUUGCAAAGCACUUAAGUGACUUAGGAGUCUAAGUUCCAUUGAAAUGGGACUUGGGUUUCUAAGCCAGCUAGAUGCCUUUGAAAUAUUUUACCCAGAACCUUUUAAGGUAUUAAUUAAUUGCUGACAUUUUAUACACAUUAAAUAACCUCUGGAUUUCUGAGCUGUGGGUUGCAUCAGGAGCCACUUACUGUGGCAAACUCAAAAGGUAGAGUUAACUGCUAGGUGGUUCAUGUUCUUUACAAAGUAGCAUUUGCAAACAUGGAUGCCUUAGAAUUAGCACAGUGCAAAACUUCAGUCUGGUCUGUAUAAAGGGGCUUAUCCUGAGUGCAACUAUUCUAAAAUACUAAAAAAUAAGGGUGUGUUCCUGAAGGCUACUUGAAGUAGUAAUAUCUGCUAUUUGGACCCAGAGUGGCAAAGCAGCUGGAUUGCUGAGAUUGACAGGUCAAAGGAUGCGCACACACAAAUCCUUGCCAUUUUAAUGAAUGAUAAAUUUUGGCUACAAGCAAAUAUUUAACAUUCCUGCAUCUUGCCAUGCACUGCCUUGGGUCUGAUAUUACUAGCUGCAGAAGCUUGUACCUGUCACUGGCUUCACUUCUCAGCACUCUGGGAAUUGGGUGCCCUUAUUUUGUGUGGCUUGUUUGCUUAUUUCAGUGAAUUUGGGCUUGAUCCUGCACUACAGACUCUAGGUGGAGUCUCCUUCAUGUAUUUCAGUGAGAGCAGAGUUCAGCCCUUGCUAAAGAAAAAGCACGUUUGCUACCCAUUUCUCUUGAGCCGCAAUUACUCUGAAUGCAGAACCACCAUUGACUUCUGCUUGUGGAUUUUCUCCAAAAUUGCUGCAGUUGCUAAGGCAGACUUCAGUCCUGCCAAGCAUUGUCUGUCUGUCUGUCUUUGCAGGAUCAGGGCCAAAGUGGUUUGCUGUAGAAAUGAUGCAAGCCAGGGAAUAAACCUGCUAUAGUUUUAAAAUUGGUUUAAAGACAUCAUUUAGAUAUACUGAUGUCUCUCUCUUUCCUUAUUGAACAGUUGAAAAAAAAAAAGACUUUGGAUAUCCAUUAACAAAAAAAAAAAAAAAAUCUGCAUGUAGCACCAUAAACCUAGUUAACAGAUAUUAGGGGGAAGGUAUGAAUGUAAGAUUGAAUACAGUCUGCAGUCUCUAGCCUAAAAGGAUUCAGUAUUGAGUGCCAAGGAAGUAGCACUUUGUGCAUCCCCUUUUAUCUAUGUAGAGUAACAUGAUACAGUUUUGUGUAAUAGAACUGCCAAAUAUCUACUGAGACCUCAUUGUGGUGAUGCCAAGUACCUCUAGUGUGUUCUGAGCAAGUUUUUAUGGGGGAAUUUUGGUUUAAAUUGGCCCUUGCUUUAAAAGGGCUGAAUCCUCCUUUGGUAUAAUGCUUCUGAAGCUGUUUUGCUAGGGGUGUAUAUGACCACGUACGUAUGCUAUCCUAGCAGCCUCUUUUGCAUUCUGAAUCAGGCAAUGUAGUCUGAGGGCUUUUACUUCUCCCCUCAGACUUACACAUUCAUUUCCUUUUUCUGUUUUUCCAGCUUGCUGCUAUGGCACUAGCUAUGUGGCACUGCUCUGUGCACCUCCGAGAGAAGACACCAUAGUCCUGUUCCUCUGGUAGAGUUGGAAAUAGAUGUUGAUGUUCCUAGGGACAUACACUAAAGAGCAGCAAAGGCAGGCUUCAUUAGGGCUAAAAAUCCUAACCCUACUUUCUUGCAGGGCAAACUGAAGGUUAUGCAGCAGAGCAUGCCAACCAUCCGGAAGAAAGCCAAAUUAUGCCUCUGUGAUAAUAGUGUACCAUCGUGUGCAGACAGAUUGGUGGUAUAUGGACCCUUAUGCACUUGUUCUGUUCCAUAUAACCCAAUGCUUGGUGCAAAGGUGAAUGAAAAUUUGCUGGGAUUUCCAGCACUAUUUUAUAUUUUCACUAGUAGUGACCCCUGUUCCCAGUGCAGCAGGUCUGCAGUAUACACCCACACAUGAACUCAGGCAUGCAGGAAAUGGACUGCUUUCUACAUUCAGAAAGCAAAUCCAGAACCCAGGUAGCAAUACCGAAUGGUACUCAUUUUUGUUUUUUUAAAACUCAAAUCCAGAAGAGAAUACUUUAGUAUUUCUGCUGGUGUGACUAACCUCAGCUACAUGGGAAUAUGAUUCUUCUCCUUCUGUGCUGUUAAAUAUUUAUAUUGAAGGCGUCUAGCCAUGGUAAAGCUUCUGGCCAGUUGUGAUUUCACUGAUUAAAAACAAUACAAUAAAAUUAAUUCUGACUGUUA
Alligator mississippiensis (American alligator) is the source of this 9857-nucleotide messenger RNA. It is a transcript of the gene LIMD1, whose product is annotated as LIM domain containing 1. The record is from RefSeq and is a predicted model, not a curated record. NCBI's taxonomy places the organism in Eukaryota, Metazoa, Chordata, Crocodylia, Alligatoridae. Gene Ontology annotation, molecular function: transcription corepressor activity. Gene Ontology annotation, biological process: regulation of DNA-templated transcription; positive regulation of miRNA-mediated gene silencing; negative regulation of hippo signaling. Bases 213 to 2324 code for a protein of 703 amino acids. The transcript is spliced from 8 exons. Gene Ontology annotation, cellular component: P-body; adherens junction; nucleus.